AUGUCAAUCAAUGAUGAAUUAGAUAGUAUCAUUGGCGAAAACCCUGCCAAAGGUAUUACAAAAUAUCGUCGUCGUGACUUAAGAAAUGGAUUAGCGUCUAGAAUCGGGCGUGUUUCCGGCGACGUAAGAGACUCGGCAAGACGUGACUUUGAACCAAGGUCUUAUCACACGUCCAAUGGCCUAUACAACGAUGACGGCGUGAGAGGCCCAGCGGUUCCAGCCAAAAAAAGAAUGCGCAUCCUCCAUAUUCCCUUGGAUGUUUCAGACUUCGUUAUCGAAGACAUGGUAAAAGAAACUGCAUUGCCAGUGUACUCGAAUUUUUACGACCAUGCUGAUAGUCGUACUGGGGUGUUCGAGUUUGCGAAACAGGAGGAGAUAGAUGCAGUAGCUAAAGUUUUCACUGACAAAGAGCUCAACGGCGUCAAGCUCUCCGUAGAGGUUUACGAGUUAAAGAAUCGCCAAGAACGCCGGACACAAAGGAAAGGGCAGCGGGGUGGCAGGCGCCCACAACGUGGAGAGAGGAAAGAGAAGCUUGCGCAGCCCACCGCUGAUCAGUUAGAUCAGGAGCUAGAAGCUUACAUGAGGGAGUAA
Lachancea nothofagi CBS 11611 is the source of this 591-nucleotide messenger RNA. The record is from the annotation of a GenBank genome assembly. NCBI's taxonomy places the organism in Eukaryota, Fungi, Ascomycota, Saccharomycetes, Saccharomycetales, Saccharomycetaceae.